AUGGCCUUGCGGUGGUGGUGGCGGUGCGGCGCCUCGUGCCGCCGGGCGCCGCCGCUCGGCUCCGUGCCGCGCCCCGGCCCCCGCGCCCCGCCGGCCCCCAGCGCGAUGUGUCACUUUACCCAAAGAAGUUCAGCUUUGUCGUUUCCAAAAAUAUGUAAUGUAUUUUGGCGGUUUCAUCAUACAAGUACAUCCCACUUGUGCAGCUGCAGUAAGACAGUUAGUGAUGAAAAAUACCAAGACCCUUUUCAACUUGGUAGAAAAGACUUGAAGAAUCUCUAUGAAGAUAUUAAAAAGGAAUUACUUGUCUCUGCAGCAGAACUUAAGGAAAUGUGUGAUUAUUACUUUGAUGGGAAAGGAAAGGCCUUUCGACCAAUGAUUGUGGUGCUAAUGGCUCGGGCUUGCAACAUUCACCAUAAUAAUUCCAAGGAGGUGCAAGCAAGCCAGCGCUCUGUGGCCAUAAUUGCUGAGAUGAUCCACACAGCCAGUCUAGUUCAUGAUGAUGUUAUUGAUGAUGCAAAUUCUCGCAGAGGAAAAAGAACGCUUAAUCAAAUAUGGGGAGAGAGGAAGGCUGUUCUAGCUGGUGACUUCAUCCUCUCAGCUGCUUCUGUAGCUUUAGCCCGAAUUGGAAAUACUACUAUCGUCUCUGUUCUAACUCAGGUGAUUGAAGAUCUGGUGCGUGGUGAAUUCCUCCAGUUGGGUUCCAAGGAAAACGAGAAUGAGAGAUUUGCUCACUACCUCGAGAAGACUUUUAAGAAGACCGCGAGUCUUAUAGCAAACAGUUGUAAAGCAGUUUCAAUUCUAGGCUGCCCUGAUCCCAAAGUUCAUGAGAUUGCAUACCAGUAUGGAAAAAAUGUUGGCAUAGCUUUUCAGCUAAUAGAUGAUGUGCUGGAUUUUACAUCAUGUGCCGACCGUCUGGGGAAACCAACAGCAGCAGAUCUCAAGCUUGGAUUGGCCACAGGCCCUGUCUUGUUUGCUUGUCGACAGUUUCCAGAAAUGAAUGCUAUGAUAAUGAGGAGAUUCAGUAGGCCAGGAGAUGUUGAACGUGCUUGGAAAUAUGUGUUGCAGAGUGAUGGUGUGCAGCAGACAACCUACCUCGCCCAGCGCUACUGCCACGCGGCCACGCGAGAGAUCCGCAAACUGCGGCCAUCCCCCGAGAGGGAAGCCCUCGUCCACCUCACAGAAAUGGUUCUCAUGCGAGACAAGUGAGACAACUCCUUCCACUCGUCCUGGCAGCUACUUACCAGACUGUGCCUACAUUUAUUUCAACAGUUAUUUGCUUCCAACACAGGCUACCAAAAAUUAUUUUUUUAAAAAAACCUUUUUUUUUUUUAAACAAAAGUUUAAAGUGUUUUACUGCAGGAAGCAAUGCAAUUCAGAGCAAAUCAAACUGUGCUGUACAAUUGUUUUAGUGGGGGGCUAUUGAUUGUGGGGGAUGGGAAGAUGUUUACAUGUUGAUGCACAAAGGCCACAAUGAGAAUAAAUAUAAAUCAGUGUAUGAGAACUGAA
This is a messenger RNA of Neopelma chrysocephalum (saffron-crested tyrant-manakin), 1506 nucleotides long. It is a transcript of the gene PDSS1, whose product is annotated as decaprenyl diphosphate synthase subunit 1. NCBI's taxonomy places the organism in Eukaryota, Metazoa, Chordata, Aves, Passeriformes, Pipridae. Gene Ontology annotation, biological process: ubiquinone biosynthetic process; isoprenoid biosynthetic process. The record is from RefSeq and is a predicted model, not a curated record. The transcript is spliced from 11 exons. Gene Ontology annotation, molecular function: prenyltransferase activity. Gene Ontology annotation, cellular component: mitochondrion; transferase complex. The coding region runs from base 1 to 1206 and encodes 401 amino acids.